Molecule: messenger RNA, 2132 nt
Organism: Symbiodinium pilosum
Lineage: Eukaryota; Dinophyceae; Suessiales; Symbiodiniaceae
Source: the annotation of a GenBank genome assembly
GUAUUUGGUAUGCGCAGUGCUUCGCGCGCUUGGGCUUUGGCAGAAGGAGGAGGAUGAGGUCAGUCAGAAGCCCGCGGAGUCCUGGGGCGAAUCCCGAAUCUGGCCGUUUCAGCCCUGGUCGGGGAAGUCCAAGGGACUUUCCACGGCCAGAGCCUUGCAGCAGUCCCCAGCACGCUUUGCCCGCCUCGCCGAUGGAACGCGCGUGGACAUUGUGGCGCAGGAGGUGCUGCCAAUGCGUUUUUGCUGUGGUGGUCUCCUGUCUGAGGCGCUUGUGCACGCCGUGCUUACGACUCGCCACUACCUGCUGGCCGAAGAAGCGCAUCAAGAAAAACGGAAGGCAAGUACUGAGACGGAGAGGUCUUCUUGUGGACAAGCUGCGAGAGAACGGUAAGACUGGUUCCCUCAUUGACAUGUGGGAGGAUAUAGCAGAACUGGGAGGCAAGCAAGUAGACGUCAUGCAGCUUGCGGUUUUGCCACGCCCCCUCUACAACGCUGUGCCCAAGCCUAAAGUGCAUCUGUGGCUUCGUCAACCUUGGCUUCGGUUGUUUGAGUCGCUCAAGGUCUGCGCAUUCACAAUUUGCGGCUUGUGGAAGGAGGGGGCCAAUCUAUCCCCAUUGCGAGUUCGCUGGCGCUGCCGCGAACUUGUCAAGCAGGCUGGUCGAGGGUAUCUCGAUCAGGAGGAUUACGCAGUGACUCAAAGCUCAACAGCUGCCACCGUGGCAUUGUUACUGCUUUGGCUGCCUGGCUGUUCCAUAUUCUCACUUCCCGCAAGGUAUUGCAACUCACCACCUCUCCGAAACAUGGAUGGUAGUUUGGACAUCAUGAAGCACAGGAUCCAGGAUUAUGUUGAGAAUGGCCUCAGUUACAAGGAAGCGGAGGUAGCUCUGCGAAAGUACUUGGCAGCUGGCGAGAAGAACCUGAAGAUACGCAUGCGGUAUCUGGCGCGUGCCAGAAAGGUUCAACAAUGCAUCAGUGUUGCGAUAACAAGCUGUUUGCUGGUUCUUGUGAGCCCGGUCACGAUGGGAGAUGGUGUGACUUGGGCAGCGCCAACAUUCUUCCUGCUUCUCUUCGCCCUGGCGACGGCACAUGCUCUGAUGGAGCGCUUGCUCAUUCCGUGGCUCUCACCCAUGAAGAUCACAAUGCUGUCCGUUCUCAGGGAGAUUCCUGAAGAAAUUGCUGUGAUGGAGAAGGUUCUGGAAGCCUACAGGAACUUCCCCCAGGAAGAAGUUGAGAGCUCCGAAGAUGGGGAGGAAUCCUCCGAUUAUUCCUCUGCAAAUGAAUCUUUCCUGGACGAAGACCCGGCGUCGGAGAACCUUCCUGAAGUCCUUGGUUCCAAGAAGGUGAAGAUAUUGGUAAGACCGAAAGCUGCAAGACUUCGCAUGCGAUUCGAGCUGAUGCGAGCACUGCCUGCCAGCGGCGCCCACCUCUUGCGGUAUCAGCGUGAAGAACCGCUGAAGUAUGGGCGCUUACUGCGAAUUCCUGGACUUCUACCUCCGCUUGUUCGUCGUGGUCUGAGAUCCAGGAAAGACAGAUACUAUAGCAGGAAAACGACCCAGGACAACCUUCGGCAGCCAAGAAGUGCUGCGCGCGAAGUGCAAACGUACAGCUUCUCACCAACCCCGGAGAGCGACUGGAACCAUAAAGAGCCUCUUUUCCGGCUGCGUCGGAGCCAUUCGCUGGGGACUGGAGUUGCUUUCGAGAACAAGCCAGAGGAACGGGAGCCCAGAGAUCACUGGGAUCUCCAUUCGGACAUCUUUGAUGAAAGUUCCCGCUCUGGCAUCCCAUGGAUGCCCAAAGUAUCAGAGCGAAUGCCCGAAAGGGGCUUGGUGGAUCAGUUUGAGAUGGUUGGCACGUUUAAACCUCAUGCCCAAGCUCGGUCUAUCAAGGAGGUCGCGCUCACUGGUCUUAUCAGAGACACGCGGCUGGGUGAUAGACUAUUAAAGACAUUUGCAGCUGUGACUGGCAUGGAGACAGUGCCUCAAGACGUCUGGCAGGAGCCAGUCGAUGAAGCUCUGGAGGCAGAGCACUACAAGGCCGUGGAUCCGAAUGCUCUGUCAGUGCCUUCUGGUCGAAACUCUGGGCCAGACACAGGGGACACAGGCUCCGAUCCCACGCAAGCCCAAACUGGUUAA